ACGAGGGGUGUCUGUCUGUGUAAAGCAUUUACUAGACUGAAAAGGUCCGUAUAGCCUCAGACAGAGAGAGAGAGUCAAAAGAAGUUAGUUGGUGAAAAAAAAAGAUAUUUUCGUUGGGUGACAGUCUGUUAAUAUUCAUUUCGCUCGUGGCCUCUCUUUCUCCAUCUCUAGCUCUCAUAGAUCCAUCCAUCAAUGGCUUCCCUCGUCGAAUCGGGCUGGCAGUACCUUGUGACGCAUUUUAGCGACUUUCAACUGGCCUGCAUUGGGAGUUUCCUCCUCCAUGAAAGCGUCUUCUUCUUGUCUGGUCUCCCUUUCAUUUUUUUAGAAAGGCAAGGCUUUCUCACCAAGUUCAAAAUUCAGGCGAAAAACAACACACCUGCAGCCCAAGGAAAAUGUAUCACUCGCCUCUUGCUUUAUCAUUUCUGCGUUAACUUGCCCCUCAUGAUGGCCUCCUACCCUGUCUUCAGAGCCAUGGGAAUGCGUAGCAGUUUUCCUCUACCUUCCUGGAAAGAAGUCUCUGCCCAGAUAUUAUUCUACUUCAUCAUUGAAGAUUUUGUUUUCUACUGGGGUCAUCGGAUCUUGCAUUCUAAAUGGUUGUACAAGAACGUCCACAGUGUGCAUCAUGAAUAUGCCACACCAUUUGGUUUAACAUCAGAAUAUGCUCACCCCGCUGAGAUUCUAUUCCUGGGAUUUGCUACCAUAGUCGGUCCAGCUCUCACCGGCCCUCACCUGAUUACUCUUUGGUUAUGGAUGGUUCUGAGAGUGCUCGAGACAGUUGAGGCUCAUUGUGGUUAUCAUUUCCCAUGGAGCCUCUCAAAUUUUCUUCCACUCUAUGGAGGUGCUGACUUCCAUGACUACCAUCACCGCCUCCUCUACACAAAGUCUGGAAACUACUCUUCAACUUUUGUGUAUAUGGACUGGAUCUUUGGUACCGAUAAGGGCUACAGAAGAUUGAAGUCUCUUAAAGAAACCAGUGAAUUGAAACAAACGUGAAAUCACCAGUUUUGAUUGCAGAGAACAUAAUGCAGAUUUGCAUCUUUGUGGAGGUCUUUUAUUCUGUAACCUCGUCUUCUAUUCUAUUUUGUUUUCCAUGUAGCUGCAGCUGUUCUAUGUCUUGGUUUAUUAUGUGUGUCUAGAAUUGCUACAAAUGUGGGGGUCCUUGAAAAUUAGCAUGUGUUUGGGACCUUUGGGUUGGGAAAUUGAAUCAUUUGUAUGAGUUACCUAUUUGAUUUGUUGCUUAACUACACUUUUAGAUGUUAUCAUCGA
Molecule: messenger RNA, 1266 nt
Organism: Raphanus sativus (radish)
Lineage: Eukaryota; Viridiplantae; Streptophyta; Magnoliopsida; Brassicales; Brassicaceae
Product: methylsterol monooxygenase 2-2
Exons: 7
Coding region: 193-993 (266 amino acids)
Biological process (GO): sterol biosynthetic process; 4-alpha-methyl-delta7-sterol oxidation
Molecular function (GO): iron ion binding; C-4 methylsterol oxidase activity
Source: RefSeq, a predicted model, not a curated record